Messenger RNA from Klebsormidium nitens, 1386 nucleotides. NCBI's taxonomy places the organism in Eukaryota, Viridiplantae, Streptophyta, Klebsormidiophyceae, Klebsormidiales, Klebsormidiaceae. The record is from the annotation of a GenBank genome assembly.
AUGCUGCCGGCUUUAGAUGUGUUUUCCGGGAUUGGUGGAUUUGCAAGGGCACUCCAAGGGAUUGCAACGGUCAAGAAAUUCUGUGACAUUGAUCCGUCCGCUCGGGCAUGUAUACGGCGAAACAUGGAUAGGGGGCUGCUCGAGGAGGCAGAGAUUGAGACAGACAUCAGGAACCUCGAGGGGUCAAAAGACGUUGAAGUGAUCGCUGCAGGGAUCCCGUGCCUCGGUUUCUCGCCGCUAGGGCUAAAGGCAGGUUUUGAGCAUAUCCAAACGAAGCUAUUCUACGAGCUUCUCAGGGUCAUUGACGAGUGUGAUCCCCAGCUCAUAUUUCUCGAGAACGUGCCAAACAUUGUCCUCCACGGCAUGCACACGGUGGUCGAUGAAUUGCACGAGAGGAGGGGGUAUGAUCUGUCCUGGGUCCUUCUGCCCGCUUAUGCAGUUGGGGCAUACCACACCCGGCUCCGGUGGUUCUGCCUGGCCAAAAAACCGAAUCUCAAGCUGACUUGGGACAAUCUGUCCUUCGUACCACACUGCUUUGACACCAAGGACCCGCCGCCCAGGAUGAUUGGGAGAGACGAUCCGGGGUGGCUUGAGAGGGCAAAGAGAUGCUUUCUUUUGGGGAACAGCAUCGUGCCUUGCGCAGCCCGUCUCGCCUUCUUUCUGCUGGCAAGUGGUUUCAAGCAGGGAGAUAUUGCUGCACCGACCCUGGUCAUGGGGGAACCAGGCCCGGCCCUACGCACGGUGGUGGAUGAGACAGCCCCUGGCUUUGUCUUUCCCCGGUGGGGAGGAGUCGACUCGAAAAGUGUCUACAGCAUCCCGGUGAUGCACUUUAGGAGGCCCGAGCUGCAGUUGCAACUGUUCCAAAGGCCGCAGCUCGAGGUGCUUCUUACAGAAAAGGUCACGUCUCCCGUCAUUUAUUCGCAAUUGCUGCGAUUGUGGAGCACCCCUCGUGCCGGUUGCACUGGAAGCAGUCGCAUCCUUACUGAGAGGAGCAGCCGAGAUCUCCCGACGCAGGUCAAGUUUGAGGUGGGAACUCCGGAACAUGAGAGAAAGGGCCAGCUGAAUCCAGAUUGGGUUGAAGAGGUUCUGAUGGGUUAUCCAAGAGCCAAGCUCCGAAAGGUUGCGGAGGAGGCAAAGGGGCUAAGGUCUGCAGGGACGGUCGACCGGGUGGUUGUGAUCGUGGAUGGAGCAGGCGCAAGCUCUUGUGGCUCACAAGCAUUGAAGGCCCUCGGCCAGCUGUUCAGCCUCGAAGACUGCAGCCUCUUGGAUAUCGUGAGCACCAUCCUCCUGAUCAAUGCCGAUGACACGCUAAAGGGGGCUUGGGCCGUUGCCAAGCUCAUGGAACCUGCAAAGAGGUAUGCCCCACUUGUUCGGGUGCUAGAGUGA